AAUCGGAUUAAUAAUUUUCUUAUCGAAUUCUCCUUUAAUGGUAUACGGUUUAAGUGACGGAGACUGCCAAAACAUAGUAGAAGCUGUGCAAGCGGAAGUACAAAGGAAAACACGUUUACAUGUUGCUCAAUAUCCAGUGGGGCUUAACAAUGUUGUCAAAGAUCUUGAACGGCGUUGCCUCGGGGAACUUGUAUACGACUUUGAAAACCGGCGCAGGCUGAAGACAACUCUCGCCAAAGGGUUGUUAAAGGAUGAGGCUAAGGUAGUUGGCAUUUUCGGUAUGGGUGGAAUAGGGAAGACAACUCUCGCCAAAGAGUUGUUUAAUCGAAAGAGUUGUAAUUACUCUAGAGCAAGUUUUUUGUUUGAUGUGCGAGAAGCAUACGAGAGAAGAGAAUUACCUUCUUUGCAACUGAAGCUUCUCAAAGAUCUCUUCCAUUCACAUCAUCUCAGUUUUAAAAAUACAGAAGAAGGAAUAAGCUAUCUCAAAGAUAGUCUAGAAAGAAGUCCCGCCGAUUUAAGCUUCCUACUUGUUGUAGAUGACAUCGAUCAUGUGGAACAGUUAAAUGCUUUACUGGUCAUGGAUAUCUUAAAUAAAUUAGGCAAUAGUCUUGUCAUUAUCACAACUCGUGAUGUUGGGGUGCUUAUCAACACAGGGAUUACUGAUGGUUAUCUUUUAAAAGGAAUGGAUAGAAAUCAUGGAAGCGAACUCUUCUGUUGGCAUGCCUUUGACCAACCCAAUCCAUUGGAAGGGUACGAAGAGCUGGUUGAUUCCUUCUUUGAAGUGUGUGGAGGGUUACCUCUAUCUCUUCAAGUUUUGGGCAGGCACGUUCAUGGUAGAAGUGAGGAUUAUUGGAGGUCAGAAUUGAUUGAAGUUAGAAAGAUGCUGCCUCGGGAUGUAAAGCAAAGACUCAGAAUAAGUUUUGAUGCAUUGAAUUCCGAAGAAAAACAUAUUUUUAUGGAUAUUGCUUGUAUUUUCGGGGGCAGAGAGCAGAGUAUAGCCAAAAGAGUAUGGGAUGGAUCAGGAUGGAAUGCUCAACAUGCACUGGAAGCGCUCAGAGAUAAGUGUCUUGUAGAAGGAGGAGAUUCUCAUUUGCGAAUGCAUGACCACCUGAGGGACUUGGGAAGAGAAAUGGCAAUUGAGCUCAACCCUCCUCUUCGCCUAUGGCGUCGUCAAGAUUUGAAAUAUUUGGAAUCAAUGGGUUUUAGAAAUAUCCUCACCAAAACCAACCUCAGAUGUUUCCAUUCCUUUUUUGACAAGUCCAUGAAUUCUCAAGUGACAUUCUUCCUAGGCCAAUCAGACAACUAUGUUGAAAUGUCAUCUUCCUUACUAUGGCUCGAGCUUGAGGGCUAUUCCACAAAACAAUCAAUAAAGGGCAUUCCUUCAUGGAUUCCUCUUCAAAGUUUGCAGUAUUUGAAAAUUAAGGUCGGACCAUUUAAAACGUUGUGGAAGGAUCGCAUACAGGCGCCCUCCCAAUUAAAGAGUCUUGAUAUUACAGAUUGUAAACAUUUGAAAAGUGUACCAGGAAUAUCUAAUUGUGUAAAGCUUGUGGAAUUGAAUAUUAGUCGAUGCCCAGAGCUUGAGGAGCUAAGGUUUGGUCAUCUCGAAUCUCUGGAAAGGAUCACAGUUGUGGAUUAUAAACAUCUGAAAAAUAUGUUAGGCACAUCUAAUCUUGUAAAUCUUGUGGAAUUGGGUAUUACUCAAUGCCCAGAACUUGAGGAGCUAACUAUUGGUCAUCUCAAAUCUCUGAAAACAAUCACAAUUGCAGAUUGUAAACAUUUGAAAGAUAUGUCAGGGACAUCCAAUCUUGUAAAUCUUGUGAAGUUGGAUAUUAGUCUAUGCCCAGAAAUUGAGGAGCUAACUCUUGGUCAUGCUGAAUCUCUGAAAACAAUCAUAAUUGCAGAUUGUAAACAUUUGAAAAAUGUAUCAGGGACAUCUAAUCUUGUAGAGCUUGUGGAAUUGGAUAUUAUUCAAUGCCCAGCGCUUGACGUGCUAACUCUUGGUCAUCUCAACUCUCUGGAAACGAUGAGAAUUGCAGAUUGUAAGCAUUUGAGAAAUGUGUCAGGAACAUAUUUCUACUUAGACUAAAGCUUAUGAAGUUGAAUAUUAGUCAAUGCCCAGAGCUCGACAAGCUAACCCUUCGUCAUUCAUCUAUCUGGACACAAUCACAAUGCAGAUUUUAAGGGGCAUCUAAUCUUCUACAGCUUGUGGAAUUGGCUAUUAGUCAAUGCCCAGAACUCGAGUAGAUAAAUUUUGGUCAUCUCAUAUAUAUCUGGAAAUGAUCAGAAUUGUAGAUUGUAAACAUUUGAAAAGUGUGUCAAGCAAUUCCAGAUCUUAGGAAUUAUCAGGUUUAUGAUUUCAGGGAGUUAAUAGCAGCUGAAUAUUUGAAUAGUGUGUCAGUAGCAUCUGGUUUUAGGAUAUUGAGUAUUACUGAAUGCCCGGAGCUUGAAGACCUAAUGCUUGCAAAUCUGAGCUGCCUGAAGAGAAUUAUAAAUGAAAUUGAAGACUCUAAUCAUUUGAAAGAGUAACUCAUUGAUAGAAAUAUAAAAAAAAAAUUGUUGUGAAGAGCAAGCAGCAUUUGCGGUCGUCCGAUGCUUUAGGUGUUGUCAGAUUUUAGAGGUUUAAUUUGUUUGUAAAGGGUUAUUUUUAAUGAAUGUGGUAAGCAUAAAUAUCUUCAAGUGUAUGGUAAAUCUCAAGUUGAAGGAAGUAUCGUUCAAGGGCUAUUGAUUUCAAGAAUCCUUUUAACAGCCAAUUGUAAAUCUCAUGUUGAUUUAAGUAUUGAUUUAUUUCUUUUUUUCA
Molecule: messenger RNA, 2797 nt
Organism: Cryptomeria japonica (Japanese cedar)
Lineage: Eukaryota; Viridiplantae; Streptophyta; Pinopsida; Cupressales; Cupressaceae
Product: disease resistance protein Roq1
Exons: 3
Coding region: 38-2086 (682 amino acids)
Biological process (GO): defense response
Molecular function (GO): ADP binding
Source: RefSeq, a predicted model, not a curated record